AUGAUGGCUUCUAGACCUUGGUCAAGCCUCACUCCCGUUCAGGCUUUAGUUGAACAAUGUUGUGAUCCUACGUUACCUACCCCUAAUGACGUUGCGAAUAUAGAGUUAGCGGAGAUGAUCAAUAACCGAAAGGCAAACAGUGCGAGAGAGGCGACCCACGGUUUGCUACCACAUAUAAACUCACGUAAUCCCAAUGAAGCUAUCAUAGCUCUAGCAGUGUUAGAUCACCUGGUGAAGAACUGCGGAUACCCGGUACAUCUGCAGAUUAGUACCAAGGAAUUUCUCAAUGAACUGGUUAGGAGGUUUCCCGAGAGACCACCCAUGGUUGUGGGUAGAGUCAUGGGUAGGAUCUUAGAGAUGAUACAUGAAUGGAAGAAUACAUUAUGCGUUCACUCGAAAUAUAAAGAUGAUCUAGUACAUAUCCGAGAUAUGCACAGGCUGUUAAGCUAUAAAGGUUAUCGGUUCAAAUCGUUCGAUGCCGCUCGAGCAAUGGCUUCUGCUAACCCGAAUGAGGAUCUCAAAUCGCCUGAGGAGCUAGAAGAAGAGGAUAGACAAGCUAAGUCCGCUAAAUUGCAAGAAUUGAUCAGAAGAGGUACACCGAGAGACUUGGCGGCUGCUCAGGAAUUGAUGAAAGCUUUGGCUGGUGCUGAACCCGAGAAACAACCCGACUAUGCUGCUCAGACUCUCACUGAACUAGACAAAGUGCAAUCCAAAGCUAUACUCCUCAAUGAUAUGCUCAACAACGCCAAGGAAGGUGAGAAAGUAGGAUUGGAAGGAGACGUCUACGAUCAAGUGGCUGCGGCCUGUAGAGGUGCGAGACCGAAGAUUCAAAAGUGGAUUGAGGAUGAUGAUGGAUCGAGAGAGGGAAUGAUGGAUCGAUUAUUGCUCUGCAAUGAUCUGAUUAACACCGCGUUGGAAAGAUUCGAAGCUUGUAAAGUUGGAGAUUGGACGAAAGCUCAGGCUGUCGUUGAAGCUAACAACCCCAAUAAGAAAGCAGCCGAUCUCAUCUCCUUCGAUGCUUUUGCAGAUGAUGAUCAACCAUCUUCAUCUACCCUUUCAACUGGAGGUGGAUUGGCCUUACCUGCCGAUACAUCGAAUAACGCAGGUAUGACAGCCGCUGGAUUACCUUUCGAUCUCUUCGCACCUAGUCCUUCGGGUUCUCCUUCUCCCGCUGCUGGUCCAAGUGGAAGUGGUAUUUCAGCAUUUGGCUCACAAGCACAACAUCAGAGACAAAACCCAAUGGAUUUCUUCAAUACUCCUACGUCUUCCUCAUCUUUCCCCCUCCAGCAGCAACAACCGAAUUAUAAUGGUGGAUUUGGUGGAUUCCAAUCACAAUCACAACCAUUCCAACAACAGCAACCUAAUUACGGAUUCCAACAGCAACCAGCUCAACCUUCUCCUUCCAUACCUGGAUAUUCAUUACAACCUCAACAGCCCCAACCAAAUGGACAAAAUCAACGACCACAACAACAACAAUCACAGCAGACACAGAAGAAAGAUGCAUUUGCAGAUCUGGUGAAUCUGAUGGAUUGA
Kwoniella botswanensis is the source of this 1533-nucleotide messenger RNA. RefSeq lists its product as uncharacterized. The record is from RefSeq and is a predicted model, not a curated record. Gene Ontology annotation, biological process: Golgi to vacuole transport; Golgi to endosome transport; protein transport to vacuole involved in ubiquitin-dependent protein catabolic process via the multivesicular body sorting pathway. The coding region runs from base 1 to 1533 and encodes 510 amino acids. Gene Ontology annotation, molecular function: ubiquitin binding; phosphatidylinositol binding. Gene Ontology annotation, cellular component: trans-Golgi network. The transcript is spliced from 10 exons. Lineage: Eukaryota; Fungi; Basidiomycota; Tremellomycetes; Tremellales; Cryptococcaceae.